AUGUUUAACCGUGUCAAAGAAAAAGAAGCUGUGGCAGCAAAAAAUAAUACUAUUUCAAGGGAUAUAGUAUGCAAGUUUUUAAAUUUUUUAAAUAGCAGUUACUGGAAAAUACCUAUUGAUACUUUCAUCGAACAACAAAGUAUAUUAUUUGAUAAUAAAGAUAUUGAUAAUGAUACAGUAAAACAAAUUCACAAAGAAUACAUAACUAUGGUUGAUGUUUUAAUAGAAGCUUUUUGUGAUGAUCUUCAUAUAUCAUUAAGAGAUCUUGUCUCAUCACUUGAUGCCAUAAAUAAAACUGUACCAAUAGCUUUGGAGGAAGAAAUUACCCUUGAACCUGUGGUUGCAGCUCAAGAUUUUGGAGUUUUUAUAUCAAUGAUGAAGAGAAAAAAUUUAGAAAUGCAGCUACAGACUAUUCAUAUACUUGAAUUGAUGGCAGGCUCAUUACCAACAAUUUUAAGUAUUGAUGAAGAUUUUGAGGAAGAAGUUAGAAAAAUAUUUAAUAACACUUCAGAAACAGAAAGAUAUAUACUUAUUUCAAUAAUGCAAAAAAGUAGAGAAGAAUUUGAAAAAGAACAACAAUUAAGGACCGAAUUUGAGAAGCAAAUUGAGGCUGCUAUUAAAGCAAGUCUUGAAUAUCAAUUUAAAGCUGUUGGAAUUGAAAAUAAUUUUAAAAAUGAGGAACAAACAAUGGUAAAAAAUUUAUCCCUUGAGGAAAAAAAAAUUGAAAAUAAUAAUAUUAAUGGAAAAAAGAAAACUAAAAGUGUAUCUGAAAAUUUGAAAAGAACUGAUUCAGGGAAAGAAAAAAAACAACCUGGUAAUAAUAAAGUGUCUGGUGACCAAAAACCAAAACAAAUAACACCUGAAAUAAAAUUAGAAAAUAAAUCUGAAACUGAUAGAUAUAUGUUUAGAAAUAUGUUAAAAACUCCAAAAGGAAUUGAUGAAGAAAAAAUAAAAGAACGUGAAGAAUAUUUAAAAGAUCAACGUGAUAAAUUAAUACAAAAAAAGAAAAAAGAAAGAGAAGAAAAGUUAAAUAAAAUUGAUAAAGAAAUUACUGAUAGACCUAAGACUGCUUCAGCUGCUAAAAGAGCUAUGGCUGGUAAAAUAAAAAAUAGUUCAACAAAUAUUGAAGUUCUUGAGGCAAGAAAAGCAAUUUUUGAAAAACUUAAAACUGAAAUAAUAAACCAAUAA
Molecule: messenger RNA, 1188 nt
Organism: Strongyloides ratti
Lineage: Eukaryota; Metazoa; Nematoda; Chromadorea; Rhabditida; Strongyloididae
Product: ADP-ribosylation factor-like 2-binding protein, domain-containing protein
Exons: 3
Coding region: 1-1188 (395 amino acids)
Cellular component (GO): ciliary base; axoneme
Source: RefSeq, a predicted model, not a curated record